Messenger RNA from Folsomia candida, 1665 nucleotides. RefSeq lists its product as uncharacterized. Bases 212 to 1480 code for a protein of 422 amino acids. The transcript has 6 exons. Gene Ontology annotation, cellular component: Golgi membrane. The record is from RefSeq and is a predicted model, not a curated record. Gene Ontology annotation, biological process: Golgi organization; Golgi to plasma membrane protein transport. Lineage: Eukaryota; Metazoa; Arthropoda; Collembola; Entomobryomorpha; Isotomidae.
CGAUUGCGAAGUCGAAGUAAAUAGUCGUAAAAUUGAAUAUUAAUUGUUGAUCUUCAGCCUUUUUAGAGUAUUUCUAAAAUCCGAGUUUUUGUAGAGGAUUGAUAAGUGUGAUAAAUUGUAAGACAUUAUCAGAUGUCAUAAGGUUUGAGGAUUAAUUAAAAUGGCUUCAUAAAAACAUUGGACGGCAACUAUACUAAUCCAACCCCUGGGCAUGGGGAAUAUGCUAGAAAGUGACUCUUCAGCCUCUGACCUUGAAAAUAACGAGGAUAUAAAAGAACGGACUGCUGGGGACGGAAUGGAAAGUGGCCAUAUUACUAACGUUAGCAGAGCUUCCAAUAAUGAUGCCUUUUCGGCUUCUCGUCAGCAAACGCUUCAUGAUUACAAUGGAUUGAAGCAACUGAAUGAGGAACACAAGUUAGAUGACCGACCGAGUUUCAGCUAUGACGUUGUCCAUGACAAGAACGAUAAUGUACAAAACGUGGAAGGAGCCAAGAUCCAGAAUGUAGAAAUUACUUCGAAAUUAGAAGGAUCGAUGCACGCCAAUUCAAUCUCUACUACUGGGGCAAAAUCCAUGUCGGCAUCGCCAAGACAGUUGCCAUCUCGGGAUCUAUUGAUCCCUGUCAGACCUGCUCCAAAGCUUGAUAAUAAACAUGGUGCUUCCGGGCAGUCUUCCGCCUAUAGUCCGUUAGAAAAAUUAAAUGUAAAACAAAAAAACCCCAAGUUCGUGCCGUAUGAACCGUAUAGUGCAGCUACACGGCCCAUCAUUGCUCCUCAAACUCAUAUACGAAAACCUUCGGAUACAUCCUCAAUCAAAUCUCAAUCCAGUACGGUUUCACAUGGUGAUACCACUUCAGUAACCACCGAAGAGGGUAAAUUAUUCAGCAAUGCUGACUUAUCCAAAUCUGUAAGCCCAUGCAGACACGAUGGAAUUCAUUCACCUAAAGUUUCAAGUAAUAACAAUGGUGGCACGCAAUAUCACCACCCAUCUACAACUUUAAUGAAAGAACGCCUAAAAAUGGCACACAAGGAAAUCAACGAUCUACAAUCUGAAAAUACUCGUUUGAAAAAAUUGUUGGUGGAUUCCAUGUCAGGAAGCAGUCUCUCUCCAAAUUCGAUGGGAAGAGUGGGUAUAAACGGUCCUAUGAAUCAAAAUGCUCAAACCACCAACUUUCACCACAGGAAUAAUGAAUGUGUAGACAAUCUAAAUGAUGAAUUAGAAGUAUGGAGAUCAAAGUUCCUCUCGUCAUGCGUAUUAGUAGAUCAACUAACCAAGGACAAUCAUGAUGUGAAGGGAACGGUGUACGAAGCCGCAGAAAUUAUUAAAGACCUGAAGAACACUGCUUCUCUAACUCAAGGGCAAUAUGAAAAUAUUAACGAAUGGCUGCGCAAAACGAAUAAUAUGUACAUGACGUACUCCUCGUCUACACUUCCGGAUAGUAAUUUUUGCGGUGAAGAUUACUUGGAGGAUGCAAACAGUUAGCUGUAAUAUAUAAUUGAUAUUUAACACUCUUCGGGUGGUAAGUUUGCCUUCGUUUGUUUAAAAUGUGCUUUCGAUUGUUGAAAAAACAUCGGGUAAUUUUCGAACAAUUUUAUUGAAUAUUAAAAGUAUCAUAAACAUAUUAAUAUUACAAUUUAAAAUUUUGUAAUAAAAUGUUCAACUUGAAA